Messenger RNA from Cicer arietinum (chickpea), 531 nucleotides. The record is from the annotation of a RefSeq genome assembly. Lineage: Eukaryota; Viridiplantae; Streptophyta; Magnoliopsida; Fabales; Fabaceae.
AUGGCUUUACCUGAAACGCUACACGAUUUUCUUUUAGUCUUUCUGGGAUCGGGUCUUAUAUUAGGAAGUCUAGGGGUAGUAUUACUUACCAAUCCCAUUUUUUCUGCUUUUUCGUUGGGACUGGUUCUUGUUUGUAUAUCUUUAUUCUAUAUUUUAUCAAACUCCCAUUUUGUAGCUGCAUCACAGCUACUUAUUUACGUGGGAGCUAUUAAUAUUUUAAUAAUAUUUGCUGUGAUGUUCAUGAAUAGUUCAGAAUAUUACCAAGAUUUUAAUCUUUGGACCGUCGGGGAUGGAAUUACUUUGAUAGUUUGUACAAGUAUUUUUGUUUCACUAGUAACUACUAUUCCAGAUACAUCAUGGUACGGAAUUAUUUGGACUACAAGACCAAAUCAGAUUAUCGAGCAAGAUUUGAUAAGUACUAGUCAACAAAUUGGAAUUCAUUUAUCAACCGAUUUUUUUCUUCCAUUUGAACUCAUUUCAAUAAUUCUUUUAGUUGCUUUGAUAGGUACAAUUGUUGUAGCUCGGCAGUAA